CCAGGAUAACGAAACAUGACACUUAAAACACGAAUACCAUGACGAAUACGUUACAGGUGGAUAAAUUAUUGACUGGAGCAUAUGAGGACGGAAGAGGAGUUGGAAAAAGGCUGCCAGCGCGCCACCCUUGCCUUGGCGGGCGAGAGCAACAGCCAGGCACAUGUUAUCGAGAAGGGCUGGUGCAUGUCAAGAUAUGGUCCAAAAUCAAAGAAACAAAGGACAAUGAUGGAAAGAGAAGUGACGCAUGCGCAUAGACACAUUGGAGAGGGAAGUGAGCGAAUGGAAGUGGUGGCGGGGCUGCGGGGCGACCCUGAUCAGGACGACGACCAGAAGAAAAUGGAGGACCCACAACCCCUCAGUACUGAUAUAUGUAUAGGCCAAAAACUCGUAGUGACGGUGGAAGAUGCCAAUCCCGACCUGCUCCUUGUCUCCUAUGAACAUGGCACUCGACUAUUUCAGGGAGUUUUGCUCGAUUCAACGAAAGGGAGGGUCCCAUGUGGUGUGUACCCACCAGGAGGGCAGUUCCCUCCCCCACCCCCAACUGAUGCCGCCCAGCCUCUUGAAGGUGAAGACAAACUGUUCUCAGUGCGGCAGCGACACACUUACUUCCAGCAGGACACUAUGGCCCCGGGUGACCCGGGGGCCAAGGCCAAAAAGGGUCUUCAGCUGAGACAGUCAAUAUCUCUGACGCAACGAUUCAAAAAUUCCCGAAUGACUGUGCGGUUAAGGCCGAGACAAGUGUUGUGUUCCAAGUGCCAGUCUAUCUGUAAUGAAAAAUCAGAAAAUGUGAGUGGGGCAAAGGGGCAGCGAGCCACUGAACCUCCGGCUGCUGCCAAGCCGGUGGCUGAGCCUCGCAGCAGAAGCUUGCGGGACAGAAAUAGUCAAGAACACCAAGCUGCUUCUUCCUCUAAAAAGUCGGCAGACAGACGUUUGGUGCCUAAAUUAGUGAAACUUAAGCCAAGUGAAAUAGAAGCUGCAACCAAUAAGGGUGUCAGCUGCUUACGGAAAAACUCAGGAAGCAGAAAUUCACGUAAUAAUUGUGAUGCAGAAGUUGAAGAUGGUGAGGUGGUUGUAGGCACAGCAGCUGCAUACUCUGUGUCUGGUACUGACCUGGCACCAGAUGGAAGAGUGCCAAAAUUGAAACUCUACACCAACUUGUGUUUAUCAGACUCGAGUGAUACCAAGCGGAAAGGCCGCAUUCCAAAAAUGACUAUAUCGCUACCCCCGAGUGAAAGCUCUAAAGAAUUUGUGGAAAAUGAAAGUGGUGAAGUGAAAAACCAAGGGAUACCAAAAAUGAUUCUCUCCACAGUGGGUCGUGUGGGAGAGUCUGGUGGUGAGAAGAAAGAUAAGGAGGGCAGCAGUAAGAACAGGAAACUAAAUGAAUCAAGUGAAUCUCAGAUGGACAGUAAAGAGCUCAGGUUAAGGUCAGGCAAUGUGCACAAGCUGACAAUUUCCGCAGCAGCAGCGCAUCAAGAGUUUGGGGAGAGUGCUGAAGAUCGCGUGUCCUCCCUGCCAAAGCUAACAAUUCUUCCAGUAGUCCCAAAGAAAGAUGAGCAAGAGGAGAUGGAGGGUGGGGAUGCCAAACACCAUAAAUUAGGUAAGUUUUCCAUGGAUGACCUGCAGCCAGAGAAAAUGAGUUUAAGGAAAAAGAGAUCCUUGGGUUCCAUGGAGGACUUGUGGGAUGAAAGUGUGUUUGAUGAGGCAUCUAAAAAGCACAAGAGAGAGGAGACGGAGGGUGGCGGAGCAGAGAGGGAUGACAGCCAGUGCCAGAUGACAGGGGAGGACAAAGAAGGGCCAGAGGAGGACAAGAGGAAAGCAACACCAGUCCUCAAGAUAUCCUUUGGUCCUGAGGGGAAGGGUACUGUACUCAAGAUUCCCUCCAAGAGUACUGUGGUGACCAUCAACACAUCUGAGGGGGACACAGAGGAGGAGAUGAACAAGAAAUAUAAAGACAUGAGUGCCAAAGCUGCCAAAAAAGCAUUGAAGAAAGCCAAGAAGGAGGCGCAGAAGAAGACAGUGCUUGGUGGGGCGUCACCAGCCUACAUGGUGGGGGGAAUAUCUCCAAGGUUUGGGGGAAUGUCACCUCUGAGGCUUGGGGGAAUGUCUCCAGCCAGACUUGGGGGAUUCUCUCCUGCAAGGUUUGGUGGCACCUCCCCUGCUCGGUUUGGUGGAAUGUCCCCGGCCAGAGCAGCAGCUGUUGACCUCUCCACACGAGACUUGCCUCCCAAGAAGCACAAACACAAAGUGAAGCAUAAAAAGAAGCACAAAGAUGAGCGCCGCCACAAGUCACCAGAUGAAAUGAAGGACCAGGUGGAGGUGCAGGAUGAACAAAAGGACACAGUUGUACUUGACUCUGCUGAUGCAGACAUUCCUGUUGAGAACAUCACCCCUGAACUACAGUGGAAUUCCUCAGAGAGAGCAGAGUAUCCUGCCACCACAUCACCUCACGGCCUGAACCAUCCCCCAAUAGUCAACUCCCAAGCAGCAGUGGCCAGUCCAGGCAUCCCCCUUCAGCCCUCACGACACAAGCUCUCUAUCUCCAUCAAGAGAGUGAGCAACGCAAGCUAUGUGGCAUGUGAUUCGAGCCACUCAGAUGGGGAGAGGACCUCCACCCCUACCAACCUCAUGCACUUCAGUGAAGAAGAACCAACAGACAAGCCACAUGAGGCAGAUGGUUUCCAGGACCCCACCCUCACUCUCACCACAGAGACAGAUGAGUAUGGGAAGCUGGCACCGCUGGAGAUGCCGGAGUCUUACAAGGUGGAGGGUGCCAGGCUGGACCACCCGGCACUGGAGGCACAAGAUGAACAAAAUCAGCAGCUGUUACCAACGUCAUUUGGGAUGGAGACGCCUGAACCUUCCCUCCCCGGCAGUGACUCCCCAAGCAGUGAUGACACUUGCAAUGGGGCUAUUCCAGACUUCCCUAGCAGUGCACCAAACAUUGGAGGGAUGGAGGAGGAGCAGAGUGCAGCUCUCCUGAUGAAGCUGAGCUGGAAGGAGGUGGACCGGUGUGAGGUGGACAAGGGGAGAGUGAUGGCAGUGGGGGAUGUUGUGUGGGGCAAGAUCCAUGGCUUCCCUUGGUGGCCGGCCAAGGUGAUGGCUAUCCGGGUGUUGCGGGAGAGGAAUGGUGAUGCCCAGUGUCAACAGGCACACGUCAGCUGGUAUGGCUCCUCCACCUCCUCCCUCAUGCCAGCCAACACUCUGCAGCCCUUCCUCCAAAUGUUUAAGAUGCGGUAUAACAAGAAAAAGCGAGGGCCCUACAGGGAGGCCAUCAAACAGGCCACAUCUGAGGCGGAGCAGACCCCUGCCAGUGACCUACAACACCCUGAAGUGGUUGCAGGCGAGCAGCAGCAGCACCAGGCACCAGAGAACCUGCUGGGAGCAUCGCCAAGGGAAGUGGAUGUAGUCAGUUGAGACGAAUGGUGAGGUGAGGUGGUGCAGGAAUGCGGCUGAGCUUUAAAAGGUACUGCUUAUCUUAACAUUAUGGAACAGUUGUCUCCAUUGCAGUGUAGUGAAGGAGCAGCAGCAAGGAAGUGGUGAGCUGCAGUGGUGUUGGUGACCAGUGCCACAGCCAGUCUCUAAGUGAUUAUCAUGUGUUCAGUAAUAUUUACUGGAUUUAUUGUUUAUAAUAUCUAAUUUAAAGAGAAAAUCUGGUGCUGUUGAUAAUGCAGAAAUUUGAUGUUGUACUUAGUUAGGAUGUGAAUAAGAGUGAGGCUGAGAGGGGCAGGUGUGCACAUGCCCAUGAAAAGUGCAUAGGGAAAAGUGACUGUGCAGCCGAGAUGCUGCAAUUAAAAAUUAUUCUCCUUAGUGUAACAUUAUACAGUUUAUAUAAAAAAAUGUAUUCAUAUUACCAUUAGACAAAAUAUGAAAUUGGUGCUUGGAAAUGUCAAAAAAAAAACUUUAAUGGCCAAACUCUUAUCAGAUGUAUUAAGUUAUGUCAUUUCACCACAACAAAAGUCAUGAUGUCACUUACCACUGAGUAAAACUCUCCCCCAAUUCCCUAUGGGGAACCCUUAACUGUCCCUUACAUCAGUCUGCCACCCUGCCACCCAUUGUUGCCUUGCACCUUCAGGCGUGGGGUCAGUGGAGGUGUCAUUAAAUACUAUGUGAGCUUGCCUGUUGAUAAGCAAAAUCUAACCAGUUCAGAUGUGCAUGUGCAGCCCACAAAAAUUAUGCUUUGCCCCAUUUCUUAUUAAUAAAGUGUGAUUUGAAAACCAAAGCACAAGAAAAAGAAAGGGCAUUUGCAUUUGCACUUGUGAUAUUGUGAUCAGUGUUAGGAGUUGAUGGAGAGGCAGCUUAGUAGAUGGGACUCUUGCUACCAUUUGUUAUAAUGGUGUGACUGUACCACAGGUUCACACAUAUCUUGCACCAGUUUUACUGCUGUUUGGACUGUCAUUGGGGCAGAUGCUUCUUGUUUUGUUUGUCUUUCAGUAAGUAAGAAUACUUAUGUUUCUCUCUCUCUCUCUCUCUCUCUCUCUCUCUCUCUCUCUCUCUCUCUCUCUCUCUCUCUCUCUCUCUCUCUCUCUCUCUCUCUCUCUCUCUCUCUCUCUCUCUCUCUCUCUCUCUCUCUCUCUCUCUCUCUCUCUCUCUCUGUGGUAUUUCCAUAUCAUGUGGUCAUCCAUUCAUACAGACACAUUAUUUCAGUAUUCUUGUUUAUUUUCUGUUACCAUGACAGCACAUUGAAUAUUGUUGACAUAUUUGCAGAAUCCUGCAGUUGAAUAAUGAAUAGUUCAUGGGCCUUCAGGGGCUGUCAACAUUUAUGACAGAUUAUUAAUGUUUACCAUGAUGAAUUAUUGCCAAAAAUCCAUUAUAAGACUGGUGAAGUAUUGAAGAUAAAUCCAUAGCAUUUGACAGCUAGACACACACACACACACACACACACACACACACACACACACACACACACACACACACACACACACACACACACACACACACACACACACACACACACACACACACACACACACACACACACACACUGUAAACAAUAUAUUCUCAGGUAUGCUUUUGAGUUGGGAAGUACUAUAGGUAAAGAUUGACUCAGUAAGGGAAUAUAUUUUCAUAAUUAAAAUUUUUUGGAUUUUCAAGAAUAAACCAUAUUAGCUUAAAAACUUAAAGGGAUUCAAAGCAUGAAAAGAUGUGAAAUGAUUGACAUGAAACAUGCAAAAUUUAUAAUGAAUUUGAAGUGUUUUGUCAGUAACUCUUUAAUGAAGACUUGUCAUGCAGAAGCUAUUCAAGAAAUGCUACAGAUAAGGAGACACUGAUUGUAUUUUCAUGUGAUUCAGUUUCAUCUGAGCCAAAGAAGAAAGUUUGUAUAAAUGUUUUUUUUUUUAAGAUUUUGUUAUAUUGUUUUUGAAAUGUCAUUGUAAUUGCAUUUUUGUGUAAUAGGUAAAGUUUUAUGAAUUUCACAUGUUUACAUUUAUGAAUUGUUUUUGGUGUUUUGAGCGGUCUGCUCUUUGUAUUGUGCCAGCCCACCUCUUUGGGAGGCAGCCAGUUGUACAAUGUAUGAAUUGAUUUUCUUGUUGGUAACACCAUCUUUCUAGAAAUCGCAUCUCUGUAAUGUAUCCCAAGUUUGUCUCCAUAUUAUCAGAUGUGCGUUAGAAAAUAUAUAGAGACUUUUAAUGACAGCAGAGUCAAUAAUGAUAGCUACAUAAAAGAAGACUCAUUAUACAUGUAUCAGAUGGUCAUAACCAGUGUGUAAUAUUUACUCAUGGCUCAUUGCUUGGUGCCAGGUGAUUCUGUCUCUUGUUAGUCAGUCUGGCAUUUCUGUACCUAAACUUAUAGCAUAAUGUGAUCCUUGUAAAUACUAGGAGUGUACGUCCCCAUUAGUGUGUGUGAAUGAGUGGAGGGAGAGGCGCCUGAAUCUCUCACUGUGCAUGCCAAACUUUCCCCUACAGAGAGCUUGACUGCUCCUCAUGUGAUUGUGUGAACCGGCGCAGCAAUGCUGGUGUCGGGCUGCAGCUGCAUUACGCGUGUCAACAUUUCACUUGUUCUUUGGGGUUACAACUCUAAGGCUGUAAUGGUUUUUGUGUUUUAAUACUGUGGAAUCUAGAGCAGGAGUGUUGUAUAGUUUGGAUUCACAAUGCAAGGGUAGAUGUAUAGUCAGAUACAAGCAGUGAUGAUGGAAGGAAGCACAGCUGAAUGAACCGCUGUGUGUCGUGUUGGUGGCGUGAAGUAUGAGGAACCGAACAAUUUGUGUAGAAUUAACAGCCAUUUAGAUUUGUACAUUGUAGCCAAAUGUUAUAUAGGAUCUUCCAUAUUUUUUUUAGUAUUGUAAAUAUGUCACUUUUUCACAUUAUUGUUGUAUACAUAUCAUAUAUAUUGUUUGUCCCAUUCUCCUAAAGACUAAGGUAGACUUCCUCCCCAUUCAUAUGUCAUUAUUUUCAGCUGACAAAACUUUGCAAGAUAUAAACAGUGAUGUAACAAGCAGGGUAUUAAUGCUAUAGACCUCAUUGUUGACAUACAAGCCCGGUGUGGCUCCUGGCCUGAGUGUUAGUGCCCCUGUGCCCCUGUCACUCCCUGCUUCCUCUCCCUGCUUCCCCUCAGCCUCCCUUGAUGCUCCUCUGGGGUGAAGACUGGCCUCGUAGACUUGAGUAAUAAACUGUUUUAGCGUUUUCUAGUUGUGCUUUAGGUAAUGAUACAUGGCGUGUUGCUUCACUCAAGGCAUCCACGGUGAUGAUAGAUUCUUGUCAGCAUUGUGGAUGUGCUCUAUAACCAUCACCAGGUCUACUGCUCUGGCCACGCACUCCUCCCUCUUCACUGACCCCCAUCCCCAGCUACCCGAGGACCCACCCAACCAAUCCACCCCCAGAGUAUAAAUGAGAGUAACGCAUGUCUCCUUGGCACCACAGAAUGUCCCUUCCAUAUAUAUAUUCAAGCAAAUUUCCAAGUAUUUUUGUAUAGUUUUAAUACAGAAUCUCUCACAGCUGGGUUGCCAGGAGGCUGUGAGAUAUUGACAGGCCUGACUCAUUAAGGCAGGGUUAUCAUAGUCAUGCUUUACUAUUUCCUGGACACAAGCGCUUUGGUAGUUGGGAUGGCUGUCGUCGUAAAGGCUUUCUUGCUAAAUAUUUUCUAUCAUCUUGUGCUUGAAAAGUGUUCAUUGAUUGCAAGGAGAGACUCAAUUAUGUUUCUGUUCUGUCAUUUCAUCAUUAUGUAUUUUUUUAGUAAGCUUUUAUCAUUUGCAUCCACAUUUAUUUCUCUGACUUGCUGGAACAUUGGGGAUAAUUUUCUGAUUUCAAUUCUGUGAAGUGUUAAAAGCAUGACUUGUGUAAGUAGUAAUGAGGAAUCAGUUUGCAAGGAAGCAGCUUAAAUGUUAACAGUGUGCAUUCAUUAUGUUCGUAUUAAGGAAUUCUCAGGUUUUUUGGGGAAGGGAACAACCAAAGAAUGGACCGGUUUAUUGACUAAGACUCUGGUGUUAAAUUAUAGAUACAUAACAUAUUAGCUGCAGAAUGAGGCGGUAAAUAGUUUUAUGUUUGUAUGUGAACAUUUCCAAUGGUGGAAACCUUUUGCAUUUCUCACAGAAGCACUCAUGAAUGACUCUCCAGCACACAUCUCUUCUUUGUCAUUGUAACAUUUAAUAGAGAAUAUAUAUUUUUAAUACUGUACUACUCAUAACUUUGUUUUCUAUCAUAUACUGCACACAACCAUUUCAGAGUCUAAAUACUAGUAGCAGUUUAGUAUUGUUUUAGUUUGAAGGCUGUUGAUAUUUAACAGUGACUCAUUUACCAGGAGUGUUAUGUAAUGCCGGAUGUUCUACUUCAACUUGCUUUUCAUGGAAGAAGCAGAAUGAUUUUUUUCUUUGUUAUGGGUGACGGAGGAGGCUUAAGUACUAAGGAAGAGCCACUAUAUUAUUUUUGCAUGAAAACCUUCAUAAUUAUUUUUGUGUAAAUAUAUAUAUGACUAUUAUAGUUCUCAAUACAGUCUGGUUUUACUUUGAUAUCGUGUGUCUGUGUUAUUUGUUUGGUGAGUUCAGUGACGUGUGAUCACAUCUACACAUCUGAUGGAUCUGUUAAAACCGUGACUGACAUGCAGUAGUGCAAUAGUGUGACUGACAGGAACACGGUGAGCAGCAGUCUGUUACUACUUGAUUGGUGCUGACACGAUUGUGAUAGCGACAGGAAGUACAGUGAAAAUUGUGUCAGGUGUUCGAUGGCUUCUUAACUUUUUGGACCAGAAAAUUAUACAUGUACCUGUACUUGUAUAUUCAUUUACUCAUCAUCCCUGAUCUAAAAGUUCUUGAUGAUUUUAUCAAGUUAAAAUGUUAGGAUUAUGGAUUGUAUUCUCAAACAUUUGGGUGCCUUAUGUUAACUACCUUUAGCAGGCUCCAGUGGAAGUUGUUCUGAACUUUCAAGGUUGUUUUCAUGAUUCUCGUGAUUUAACAGGGAUUAACCUCUAUCAAUGAGAAAAAGCACCCUUGAGAACCAGACAAUCACCUCUGCAGCCUUUGAAAAUAGCUGCUAUGAGAGCCUAAGUGUUUGAAAAUAUGAGUCAGUGUCCUCGGUCUCUUUUCUCCAGUGUAAAGACUCGGAAUGUUAUGGUGCAGUUUUGAACCUUACUUAGGAUGCGGCAGUGUUGGCGUACAAUCCUCCCUGCCCACCAUACUGCCAGUGAAGGCUGUCUCCUUGAUACAUGCAUACAUACAGUGUUAAAUCAGUUUUAAAGCCUCAAAUAUUACAUGUCCACAAGGCCCAAUUAUUGUGUCUGAAUUCUCCAUGUUUUGUGUAUCAUUGUAUUGCCAGGUCAUGUUAAUCAAUGUUCUUUGUAGCUGAUCAAUAGUCCUGCCCCAUCUGUCUCCCCUCAACUCUCAGAGAAGUCAAGAGUUGGCCGGGUUGUUGUGCCUCAUUGCAGCACGGGAUAGGUCAUGUCUUCCAGUCUCUUUGCUCUUCCUCAUAAACACCCUGUUAGGAGGUUGUGGAGCAGACAGGCACUGGCAGGAAAGGCAAUGUUAUGUUUUUAUAUAUUACUUUUUAUCAAGACUUGCAAGUGGUAGUGGUGUGAUGGUCCAUAGGUCAUGGUUCAGGUGUGAGCUGAGGUGAUGGUGGAUGAGCAGGAUUUGGAAUGUGGCCUCUAUGUUAAUCAGGACAAUUUUAAGUUACUGAUAUUCAGACCAAAGAAGAAUGUUGGAGUCAUGUGUUCGACUAAUGUGAUUUUGUGUAAAUAGUAUAUAUUUCUUGGGACAUGAAGUAUGUAGAUGCCAGACUAGUUUUUAUUUUAUAUAUCUUUGAAGAUUUGACACUUCAAACAUUACGACAAUGUACUUACUUAUGAUGACAAAAUUUUCCUUUCUAACUGUAAUACGCUCCAUCCAUUUCAUAUUCUAAAGAAAAUAUUCAUAAACAUAUAUUAAGUAGUAAUGAGUAUUGUCCUUGUAAAUUCCUUAAACCACUGUUAUGUCUUUGUUGAUUAAAACCAGUUCCUGCUCAGGCCGACAGCCACUGGUGCUCCUGUACAGGAGUCACCAAGUUAGUUGUGAUGACUGGCUGGUUCAGUCAUGCUGGUGCAGUGUUCAGCUUGGUUCAUUCCACCACAUUGAAUAUUAUGCAAAACAAAACAUAUACUCCAUUACUGAUAUCCCACUUCAUCCCAGCAUCCUCAGGCAACAGUUUUGGAUUACCUGAAGACCAGCCAGCCCAGCUGUUUCAGGGGCUGGCUACGAUAGGUUAGGUUACCCAUGAUCUAACAUCUUGACGCAAUGUAAACCAAUCGUCACGUGAUCCAUGUUUUCCUUUCCAUUGCACAAUGUAUCAGGAGCAAUUCAGGUUGUUCUUCUUUCUUCAGGACCUUGAGUGGUAUGGGUGGAGAUGGGUGGUGGUGUGAUGGUGAAGUUGGGUGGCAGGGCAGUCAAGGUUGACCAAUAUCCACUCAAGCCUCAAUCACUUGACUCAAGUCUUGUAUUAACCAAGAGCCUUCCUUUUAACACUUUCUCUUGCAUCACAGUGUUACUCCCUUUACAAUACCUCCUGAUAUAACACAGAACCAUGUGACUCCAGUGAUUUGAUCCCUUAUCUCUUUUCUUUCCCAGUAAUGCCAAAUGACCUAUUUUAUUCCAGCACACACUCAUGCCCUAUGGUACUUCAAUCUGUUCAUGUCUGGCAUUUCUUCCUCACCUUUCGACACAAGUGGAUAUUCUUUGGUCUUGACUGCCCUGCCAUUGCACACAGGAGGUGAGAGACUGUGUUGAGUGGAGGUGAAGCCUUUGUUUAUCCUUGAGGCUUUGUGUUGGCAUCCCCAGGCAGCGGUGGUUAGGGGAGGUUGAUGUGAAGGUGUUUAUUAAAAAACAUUGGCUUCCUCUCACAUUACUUCACAUUUUUUGCCUGCAGGAAAGGAAAUUGUAUAUCACGCUUGAAUGUGUGUGUGUGUGUGUGUGUGUGUGUGUGUGUGUGUGUGUGAGAGAGAGAGAGAGAGAGAGAGAGAGAGAGAGAGAGAGAGAGAGAAGAUGUAUAUGUGUGAGUUGUGAGGAUAAGUGUGAAAGUUCUCCACCUCUAUACCUGUCACUCAUUACAGCAUAUUCAGGAAUUUAUCAAGGCUUUGGGGAAUGUCAUUUACUGAAAUAUAAACUUCAAAACACUGGAGAGAAAGCUGCUACUCCUCAGUCAUUCAAUAAAAAAUCAAUAAAAUUGUAUCAAGAAUUAA
This is a messenger RNA of Scylla paramamosain (green mud crab), 10635 nucleotides long. RefSeq lists its product as uncharacterized. The coding region runs from base 82 to 3414 and encodes 1110 amino acids. The record is from RefSeq and is a predicted model, not a curated record. Gene Ontology annotation, cellular component: nucleus; chromocenter. Lineage: Eukaryota; Metazoa; Arthropoda; Malacostraca; Decapoda; Portunidae. Gene Ontology annotation, molecular function: chromatin binding. The transcript is spliced from 5 exons.